Messenger RNA from Impatiens glandulifera, 1731 nucleotides. RefSeq names its product transcription termination factor MTEF18, mitochondrial-like. Gene Ontology annotation, molecular function: double-stranded DNA binding. The record is from RefSeq and is a predicted model, not a curated record. Gene Ontology annotation, biological process: chloroplast organization; regulation of DNA-templated transcription. The coding region runs from base 1 to 1662 and encodes 553 amino acids. The transcript has a single exon. NCBI's taxonomy places the organism in Eukaryota, Viridiplantae, Streptophyta, Magnoliopsida, Ericales, Balsaminaceae. Gene Ontology annotation, cellular component: chloroplast.
AUGCGUUUCCUUCUUCACCGAGCCGUUCUCUCUUUCAACAUCCGCCAUUUCUCUUCCAACGUUAAGCAUCCUCGUCUUCCAAAUCUCUCCAAGAUCUCCUUCAAACACAGACGUCAAGCGAUUCAAGAAGCACAGGAAGCUCUCACCGAUUACCUUCACUCAACCAGAUCUCUUUCAUUCACUUACGCCGAACAAAUCAGCAAAAACUCACUCGUUUCACUCUCUUCAGUCAUCUCCGAAGUCAAAUUUACUCCUUCUACAUUCUCCAAUUCAUUUGGUAGAUUCCUAAGGUAUCAUCCAAUUAACGAGUUUGAAUUUUUCUACGAGAGUAUAGGUAUUAAUCAUAACGAAAUCAGUUUGAUUUUACCGGAAAAUAAGUUUUUCCUUCAUGAAGAUCCAACUGUACUGAAUGCAGCUUGUGCUUUAUCGGAAUUUGGGUUUCCUUGGAAUAAGUUGGGGAGUUUGUAUAAGGAACAAGUUUCUAUUUUUAAUCAAAACCCUGAUGAAUUAACUAAGAAGUUAGUUGGGUUUAGGAGUUAUGGACUUAAUACUGCUGCUGUGAUUGGUAUUUGUUUGGUUUUUUCGCGUGUUUUGAUUGGGGAAGAUGAGUUAGUAAGUGAUUUGAUUAAACUGAUUAUAGAUUUUGAUUUGAUGAGUUCGUUUGAGAACAAUGUGAUUGUUUGGUGCGAAGUUUGUAGGAAGAUUAAGGUGUUUUAUGAUUUGGGUUGUGAAAAGGGGGGAAUUGGGGAGUUGUUGGGGAGGAGUAAAACCAUUUUUGUUGAUUUCUCGGAAGAGGUUUUGGUUCAGAAUGUUGAGUUCUUCUGUAAAUUAGGUAUUGAAAGGAAAGAAGCUGGUUUGUUUCUUCUUGAGAGACCGGAAAUCUUUCGUUUUGAUUUGAAGGAGAAAGUGAUUUCAGUUGCAGGUCUUCUGAAACACUUUGGGAUGAAUUCUGAUGAAAUAGAAUCGGUUCUCGAGAAAUUUCCCUAUAUUUUGGGGAGAAACAGUAUGCAGAAUCUGCCUCAAAUCAUGAGAGCUUUGAAUUUAAAUGAAUGGUUUUACAGUAAGAUUACAAAGGAGGAGGAUUAUCAUCUACUUGGAACUUAUGCCAUUACUGAUUCUGACCAAGACAUGGAUAGAAACUACAUAGAAGCUCUAGAAAAGAUAAGAUUAUCGAAAAACCAUAUUCACUACGAAUGCAAGUUGGAAUUUCUUCACGGAAUUGGUUUUGGGGAAAACAAAUUAACAAUGUGCGUACUAAACGGGCUUCAUGGAACUGGGCGAGAGUUAAAAGAACGAUUUGAUUGCAUGAUCAGACAAGGGUUUUGUUUCUCGAGACUUUGUAAAAUGUUGAAUUUCACUCCAAAGCUUUUGAACCAGAAUUCUGAGAUUCUCGAGAAGAAGAUAAAGUUUCUUUCUUUUGAAAUGGGUACAUCGGCGCAGUAUCUUGACGCGUUUCCUGCAUUUCUAUGUUAUGAUUUGGAGAAACGGAUACAACCCAGGUAUAAAUUUCAUAUGUGGCUUACGGAUACCGGUUUGUGCACUAAAAAUUACUCUCUUGCUAGUUUGAUUGCAACUAGCGAGAAGAAUUUUAUAGCUCGAAUUUCUAAUAUUCAUCCUGCUGCUCCGAAAAUGUGGUUAGAGUGUUUUAAAUUGAAAUCUUAAGUUAAUUGUUCUACUACAUUUGUUGUAUUAUCAUAACCCAUGAGAGUAGUUAUUUUGAAUUGGAUUAUU